Molecule: messenger RNA, 4650 nt
Organism: Daphnia magna
Lineage: Eukaryota; Metazoa; Arthropoda; Branchiopoda; Diplostraca; Daphniidae
Product: proteoglycan 4
Exons: 5
Coding region: 122-3469 (1115 amino acids)
Biological process (GO): neuronal signal transduction; chemotaxis
Cellular component (GO): rough endoplasmic reticulum membrane; nuclear membrane
Molecular function (GO): microtubule binding
Source: RefSeq, a predicted model, not a curated record
AGGGGAGUUAGUCCUGCGUGUGCAGAAAGAUUUAAAUUCGUUUACGUUAAAUAUUCCAGAAAGUGGUAAAUCGUCUGUUUUGAAGUGUAAGAGGGAGGGAAAAAACCGCAGUGUUAUCAGAAUGGACGGAGUGUUAUGUCAAACAUCGCCCGACUGUGUUGUCCAGUCAGCGAGCAUUGAUAUGUGUAUUGGCUUGACCGAGGCAGAAACACAGAUUUCUUGUCUUCCUGCUUGGAAACGGGAGCUGAUUCGUAAAAAAAGGCUAAACAAUGGACUUGGAUCUUGUAACGUUCAAUCAGAUUGGAGAGGAAUACGAGGACAACCAUCUGCCAUUACACUUGGGUUGGAAAACCGUACGCGAGAGCGAUUGCGGAUCCCAAGUAAAGGUCUAGUGGCCUCAUUGCAGACGGUUUACGAACCGCUGAUAGAAGGUGAACCGCUCGAAGGCAGGAUGUUGGCCCGGCCACUGCAAGGUGCUGGUACUCUGCACGGUUUGGAAUCCGCCUCCAGUCCGCCUCCGCUAUCUAAUACAACGCAGUUAGGGGCGGGAAAAGAGUCUUCCAUUGAGAGUUUCAGUUCCAGUCAGUCGCGAUCGGUGAGCGGUCGCUCACCCAGUCGCUUCACUGAUCUGCCUGGCGUCCGUUUACCAAAUAGUGCCAACAGCGCAAGUGUCAUCGAGCACGUCAUCGCCCCCAAUCACAAUCAACCUCUGCCAACAACACCGACCAGACGCCUGUCGGAACCCAAUAGGACACGAACGAUCAUGGUAGAAGAAACACGAAUGAAGAGCUCAAUCGCCUCCUCUCAGGUCGACAUGGUUGGCAACCGACCGAAAAUCACCACCAAAGGACUAAACGCUUUGAAAGCCAUGACUGGCAACCGCGACAAUGAAGAUGAAGAAUUGCAGUACGGGCCAGGCAUCGUGAACAAGUUGAAGUCACGUUAUCUGAGUCGCACGUUGCGAGAACGACCGCUGGGUGAGUCUCGUCGACCAUCGCUCCGUCGUGCUGCCAGCCUGGAAGACUGGCUCGAUAAAGACUCGAGUCCUCCGCAUCCGUCGUCGAACGAUAACAAUUUUGCAGUUCUCGUGCGUUCGUCAAACGGCAGAGCCAAGAGCGAACGGCCUUCCUCUUUAAACUUGGUGGCUCAAACGACCGAACCCAAGUUACCACCACGGCCUCUCUCUUCCAGCCCCGUCAAGAUUCGCGAUUUGAAGAAGACUCGAUCCGUUGACUGCGUUUCACAGCAGCCGGCAUGGCGAAGCGUUUCCGUCAGUGAUUUGGUUGUCGUGCCUUCUGCCCAGCAGCCUAAGCCUAGUAAAGCACAUGCUGCAGUGCCACCUAGCCCAACUGUGUCGAGUCCCAAAACACCGGUUCACCUCCUCUUGGGUAAAGAUGCCAUUGUCAUCGUCGACAAAGACGACAAUCAAGUGGCUGCAACCGACGAAAGCAAGGGCAACGUGGCUGCCGUAACGGCCCAUACGGCUCCCACGGCCCCCACGGCCCCCACGGCCCCCACGGUCCCCACGGCCUCCUCACCCGGAGCCUCGAAAACACGCCGAACUUUGCCCGCAAACAGUCGCUACAAUGUGGAGGAUGCCGAGCUGCCAGCUCCGGAUACAGUGCGCCAAGUCAAGCGCAUUUUCGAGAGUGGAUCAGGUCGCAAGGUGUCCAGUACUCGGCGAUCUCAAAGUGCCGGACCGGGCAUCAACCGAACACCUCUCUCAGCUGCCAACCAGACGACUGAAAAGUCGAACAUUCAUCGAAUGAAUCAAGUCAAUUUGGUGAACAACAAGAGCAUUUCAUCGGUGGCGCGCAAAAAGUCAGAGAGCACGCCGCGCAUCACGGAAUUGGUAUCGCCCGAUACCAAACCAGUUGUUAUAACAAAACCGUCUCCCAUCGGACCCAAGCCGUCCGUCUUGAGUCCAAAGCCGGCCGUAGUCAUCGACAAAACACGUGUAGUGCAAUCGUCGUCUAACGGGGCACCGUCCCUGCAACGGACGACGGCCCCUCCCGCGAAACUUGCCGCCCAACCUGCCCCAUCCGCCGCCUUUGUAUCCAGCGUAACUGCCCCGGCCAGUAAAGAAUCUUGCGACCAACUUGACAACAAGGAUGAAUUAGAAAAUCAUGCAGGUGGUCACGGUUUCAAAAUCAUAUCUAAAACUGCCUUAGAUAAUAUUCGCGAGGAGAGCAAUAGCGUCAAGUUCAACUUUGACGAAAAGAAGGAUGAUAAAUCACCGUUUUCGUUAGGCUCAGUCCAAUCGAGGCAGGUGGGUGUCAUAAGACCUCAGCCAAAGUCACCCGUCAUUCGAAACGAAAAACCCGUUGUGCUCGAAGAGUUGACACCUAAGGAUGACGUUGACUCCGUUUCUAAAAAAGAGGAUCUUUUAGUGACGGCGGCAUCCAAUUCGCUCUUGAUUGGCCUCGCCAAAACCCAACCCAAGACAGAACUCGCACAACCGCAGACGACAAGCAAACCUGCCAGUCCGCCCGUUUUUGCCCCCAAAUUCCAGGCAGCGAGCCGCACGAAACAGAUUACUGCUCCAGCAACCGUUUCUAAAUCGGAGCCUGUUAUUUUGACUCAAGUUAUUUCGCCAUCCAGUUCAACGGCGCCAGUUCCCACCUCCGUUUCUGUAACCCCGCCGGCCGAGAAGAAGGCGACAGACAACCCGACGGUGGUGACAGUUCCCGUGGUCAAGACCCUGUCAUCCAGUAGCCAAACUGCCAAGCCACCCAACAGUACGCCAGUAAAUACAACGGCGACCGUUGGAGCUCAUUCGAUUAGCACUGGAACGACGCGCGAACAGCCGACCAAAAAAUGGCAUCCUCAUCAGUCUGAAACGACUACCGUUUUCAAUUUCGUCAACGAUACGUCGAGGAAAACUGAUCACAUUCGCAAUGAAGGUGGAUCCUCGGGAAUUCUAGUGUACAAGUCGAACGAUUCCGGAAUUACCAAACUACCAGACUACGAUCCUGGUGAAUCGUCCGACUUCAUUGAUGAUUUGGAUGUAUUGAAACGGCCUCCUUCGCCAUGCAACGUGGACUUCGAAGGAGCCAACAUAAUUGUGGGGAAGUCUCUUAUUCAACGCCGUACCAAGAAAUGCAAGAUGACUAUCAGUUUCAACGACGACAUGACCAAACUUUUUGAGUAUCCAUCGGAAACAUCCCUUCUUGAAGAGAGUGACGACGUCAAGUCCAUUUCAAAGAAAUCCGAUCAAGAUUUCCGAGACACCUCUUCGCAAAUUUCCACAUCGAACUCGAAAGGAGGCUUGUCCAGCUAUACUCCGAGUAAAGUGCAUUUUGAAACCACCUUCGAGCUUGGGAUAUCUCGUUCAACAUUACCUGAUUCUUCAUUAGAACCGAAUCCACCCAGUUCACCCAUUCAGAUGGAUUCGGUUUUGCACUACAUAAAACCUGCCGAAGAGAGUACAACGUGGAGCGCUGAAACAACAGCCGAUUUGCUCUUUUGAAAUGCAGAUUCUAUAGAUUAACAGACUAAUGGUUAGACGAAAAUAAAUGAUAAAGCAAGUUGGAAGAUUAAAAGAAAAAUGUUGACGAAAAGGAAACGAAACAAAGAUGCAAACAUCAUAAAACAAAGAAAAACAAAAUGAAACAAAAUCAAUGAAAAAUAAAAAGAUAAAUAAAAAAUUUAAACAAAUCAAUAUGCAAGCAAAAAAUGAGAAAAAGCAAGCAAACAAACCGAAACGUCAAAAACUGUUAUCUCGUUGAGUGGUGGUGCCACACUCGGAUGAUGUAACUGAAUCUGUCCAAGCAAGGAAAUUCUACUUAACUGACAUGUUGUGUUAAUAUUCACUUACGGGGAAGAGGAAAUGUUUGAUGAACUUCAUGCGGAAGUAUGUUGAAAAAAAGGGGGUUCCGAAUUCUUAAAAAUUCCAUCGACUGUGUCAUGUUAAUCUUGUUCAUGUAAUAACAUGUUCCAUUACGUUGAACGACUAUAGUGCCCUUCGAACGAGUGGAUGCGUACGCCGUCUUUUAAAGUAACCGAAUUGUCAUUUAAACACGUUUAAUUGUAGAAGUAGUUCUGUAUUUGUGUUCCAUAACGUACUAGCUGGACUUUUGUGUUUGUUUUUUCGUUUUUCGUUUUAUUUUGUUUUGUUUGUUUUCUUUAGUUCUUUUCAUUUGUUGUGUCUUCCUGUAUUUGAACGUUGGCUGAGGUAUUUGAGCCACUGUAAUAACGUGAUUGUGGACGACCAAACGCAUUUCCUUCCGUUACGCUUGAAAGUUGAAAUGAUGACGUAGCAUUCAUUUCACAGCCUCUAUUACCGUACCGCCUUCUAUUGCAGUUUCGAAUUGAAGACUGCAAACACAUGUGUCGAUCAGAUGUUCCACAUGAAUUAAACUUUUGUGGACCAAUAAGCAUUCGCAGAUAAAAGAAUCGGUUUCCUCGCAAAGACAAUUGAUUAUACAUUCACCUAGUACAGAAGCGGCAAGCUCUCGUCCUGCCCUUACAUGUAUUCCAUGUUUGUUCCGUUUUUUUCCUUUUGUUUCUUUUUUUGUACUAGCUGUGUAGACGAAUCUUUUGUGAUAAUGUUCUUAAAGCGCAGUUUUGAUUUUGAGAAACGUUCGCGCAAUUCUUGAUGUUUCACCGUUGUUGUUCUGCUCCUUAAAAUACAAAUGGCUUCAAAAAGAA